AUGACUAGAAACAAGAGAGAUAGAAUCAGACCGACCUCAUUUCUUUCAAAAACCUUUGAUAUGGUAAGCCAUGAAGAUUACCAAGACGUUGUAUCCUGAACUGAUGAUGGGAAUUCUUUCGUAAUUAAAGAUGUAAACGAAUUUUCAUCGCGAAUAUUGCCCCUAUAUUUUAGGCAUAAAAACCUAGCCAGCUUCAUAAGACAACUAAACAUGUAUGAUUUCCAUAAAUCUAAAGACUCUGGAGAACAACAAAUCUUUAGUCAUCCGAAUUUUGUGAAGGGGCAAAAAGAUUUACUAGACCAUAUACAUAGAAAAACUUCAGAACUCUCACAAACAAUGGCCAAUACAAUUAAAAGCGCAAACGAGGCCAUAUUAAAUCGAUGUAUUCAGCUACAAUCUCAGCAGGAGCAAAUGCAGAGUACUAUCAAUGUUUUAGAAAAAAAGUACAAAGACGCUAUGGAGAUAAAUCAAAAACUUAUGAUGGACCUAAUAAAUUCAAGAGAAAGGGAACAACAAAUAAUGCAAAUGUUCCUGAAUUUUUCACAAAGUGGGUAUAUGAAUAAUAAUAUUAACUAA
Messenger RNA from Blepharisma stoltei, 576 nucleotides. NCBI's taxonomy places the organism in Eukaryota, Ciliophora, Heterotrichea, Heterotrichida, Blepharismidae. The record is from the annotation of a GenBank genome assembly.